AUGUUUAUCAAGAUUGUUAUUCUAUUUUCUUAUAUAUGUAAUGUAUUAACAUAUACAAAAGUAGCUACUGAUUAUGAUCUUUAUGGAAUUAAAAUUGCUAUAAAUGAUCAAUUUCUAGUUAGUAUUGAUAAUCUAUUUUUGGUUUGGUAUGUCGAAUAUUUCCCACACACCAAUACUUCAAGCUGCCAACUCAGUUAUACUUUAACAACAUGUGAUUUUGUCUAUAGUGUUAUUGUACCAGUUUCAAAUAAUAUCUCGUUUGUUUAUAAUUGUAUCGAUUUUCAAGGAAAUAAUGUCGUCGGUAAUUUUAUUGGUAUAAAUAGAUCGUGUGACUUUCAAUUAAAUAAUGAACAGAUUGUAUUUAACUAUACGACACAAGAUAAUUUUGUGGUUGCUUUUAAUGGAGAUGGUACUGGUGUAUAUGGUAUUGCUGAUGAUUUUGUAUUGUUUUAUAAAUUAUAUCCAACGAUUGAAUUGUUUGUGUGGCCAAAUACACUCGAUAUUUCUCCUCGAGCAAUGGAUAUUGGUGCAAACCAAAACUAUGCCGUUGUAGUUGGAUAUUGUCAAUCGUCGCCAACAAUUGCAGUUGAAUGUGGUUUUGUUAUUCGAUUAAAUUCAUCAUUGUCAUAUCCGAUAAGUAUAAAUGAAUUUGAUAUUAGCAAUGUUGUACAGUAUCCAUGGAGUGAUCCACGUUCCAUUCGUUUGAUCACACAAAGUCGAACUUAUACUGCACAAUUAGUUAUGUCAGUAAGUAUUUGUUGGCAAACACAACAUGUACUAAUUGGUAUUCAAUCUCUCAAUACAGUUUUUUUGUAUUCAUUGAACGAUACACAUAAUCCAAUUAGUACUCGUCAAAAUGGAGUUGGGUUGAUGGGCUAUGGAAAAAGUGUAGCGUGGUUAGAUAAGAAUGGUAAUAAAGCAGUCAUUUUAGCUAACAUUUAUUCUUAUUCAAAUUAUCAAUGGAUUUCAUCAUCAGUACAUGUAUAUGAUAUUCAAUCAGAUGGAUUUUCCGAUUCGACGCAACCAAUUCUGGUACAUCCUAAUAGUCAACAACCCCUUCAACAAGAAAUGGAUCCAUCUUUUAUUCGUAUCUUUUGUUCACCUAUUGGUCAUUUAGGUCUUCUAGAUCGUUUAGGCAAUGGAAUCGGUAUUCUUAUAGCAUCUCCAAAUAAUUAUUCGAAUACAAACACGAGCCUAUAUGUCACAAGUGCAGCACCUUGUUAUCGUGGUACGAGCCGAAAUUAUAGUGGAAUUGAAUUAUGUUAUCCUGAUUCAUCAUUAAAUAAUUGUUCGAAAGAUUUUUUCUGUCCAUAUGGAGCUGUUGGUGAAGUUUCCUAUUUAACAUUUCGAUCAAUUGAACAAAAUCCAGAAUAUCCUGAUUCGCCUGAGAAUACUGUCUUUGAUGAUUUACUUAUACAAAACAUGUUUAUUUUCAGCCCAAAAUCGAUUCAUUGUUUACUUGUAUCACCAAUUACUUGGGUAAUAUUUGUCGCAAUACUUGGCUCUACUGUUGCUAUUAGCAUGGCACUUUCAGAAUGUUAUUGUCCUCAUCAUCAUUUUAUUCGAGAUCGAGCCAAGAAAGUCUUUAGAAAAAUGGAUCUCAUUGGUCAAGGAGAGAUGUGGAUCGGUGGACUAAUGUCAGCUGCAAUAAUUGUUCUUAUUGUAUCAGCAUAUUUUUUUUCUAAUGGUUAUCUUCAUCAAUAUCCAAUUGAAUAUGUUACUAAUAAUAGUACAUUUGCAUGUGAUAUCACUUUGCGUAAUGCAAAAUUUACUACAACAACUCAAAAGAGAUGGGAUCCUCGUCGUUCUACAAAAGACAGUCAACAUAUGUUUGAUUUACUUAAUUCUCAACAAUUUACACUUAAUAUUGAUCUUAUUCAAACAGCUUUUACUUGUGAAGAUAAUAUUUAUGUACAACGUGUCAAUGGUAAUACAGUUACUAUAAUACCAAUUACAAAAUGUCAACCAAAUUAUAAUGAAACUACUAUAAGUUUAGCCAUUUUACUUCCAGUUCAUGAGAUUACUGCUCAACUUGUAUUACCAGGACUGAAAACGGUUGGAGCCAUUCGAAUUGGUCUUAGUGGCCCUUCAGCAGAAAUGGAAGAUGGAAGGUUUGCAUUGAUGGAUCUCAAUUUUGCAUCGACAUUUGUUUCAUCUUCACUCGAUGAUGUUCUUAUAGAAUCAAGUACAUUUUCUAUUGAAUUAAUUCAAAUUGUUAAUCAAACUGAUCCAUUGGAUGAUGAUGGUUUAUCUACAUUCAGUGCUAUUUGGUCAUACACGUUCGGUGAUAAUUCUGAUGAACUUUUUACUAAUGAAAGUCGAUAUACAUUCUUCUAUCGAACACAAACCAAUAUUAGUAUUACAAUUACUGAGAAUAUAUUCUAUAUUGGAAAUUUACAACAACCAAUUGCCAGACAAACAGAAAUUGCUUUUCGUAGUCUUCUUUUCACGAUUGUUGUUUUAGAAGUUUUUGGUUUAUUAUUUCUUCUCCUGAAAUUAUUUCUUAUUCCAGUAUAUCGUUUGAUACACAAUAGAAUAAAUCAAAAGCUGUCAAAAAAUCGUGUAACUCCAACGAAUGAUUUAACAAUGGUCAUCGUGAAAAAUGACAAAUCAGCAAUUAUAACUAAUUGA
This is a messenger RNA of Adineta steineri, 2631 nucleotides long. NCBI's taxonomy places the organism in Eukaryota, Metazoa, Rotifera, Eurotatoria, Adinetida, Adinetidae. The record is from the annotation of a GenBank genome assembly.